AUGGAUUAUACGAUGUCUAUGGAAGAAGAUAACAAUCAGUCACUUUCUUCGUUGCCAGACGACGUCGUUUUGAACUGCUUAGUCCGCAUUCCGAGAAGCUAUGACCUAAACGUCUCUUGUGUCUCCAAAAGCCUCAGGUCGCUCGUGCGAUCGCCUGACCUCUACCGUUUGCGAUCCCUCUUCCACAAAGAUUCCGUCUAUCUCUGUUUCCGCCAAAACAACAUAAGCUCUCAUUGUCAUUGGUACAGUCUCUGUCGGAAUGACAGGACAAGGACUAAUAUUGACUAUCAAUUGGUUCCGGUUCCGUUCCCUUCUCAUGCUUUUAUGUUCUUUUCUUCCAUGGUCGCGGUGGGAUCAGAGAUCUACUUCAUUGGCGGACCUCUGGAUCAAUCCAAGAACCUCUUGAUCCUCGAUACCGAAUCUGGUCAACUACACGUGGGUCCAAGCAUGAGAGUGGCUCGGUACAUGCACAAAGCAGCCGUGGAAGUGGUCGACGGGAAGAUAUACGUGAUUGGAGGGUGUGAUAAGGAGAUCCGCGUGGAAGUGUUUGAUCCGGAAUCACAAAGCUGGGAGUUCGCAACGAAGGAAAAAGUGCAAUGCAUAUCGCCGUUUAGUGUGUCUUUGGAGAGGAAGGUUUAUGUGGUGGAAGAUGGGAAAGUCUGUGUAUACAAUCCGAGAGAAGGUCUAAGAAAGGAGAUGCUAGCAAAAAAGAAGAGAAAAAGAGACGAGACAAUGGAGAGGCUAAAUGGUAAAGUGAAUUGUGUGUGUGUGGUAGAGAAUGUGCUCUAUGCUCUUUUUAAAAGGAGUGGGUUAAUGUGGUUUGACACAAAGCUCAAUGAAUGGAGAAGUUUGGUUAGUUGUUAUGAUAACUACUCGUCGUUUCCCAAUAAUGUCGAUGCAAUGGCGGGAUACAAUGGAAAGCUAGCGGUUUUGUGGUCUAGGUUUGAUUCCAAUGAGAAGAAGAGUAUUGGGUGUACAUUAAUCGCAUUGGACCGGGUUGGAGAAGGGAUUCGUUGGAAAAUUGAAUGGUCUGGUGUUGUGGCCACAUUCCCUUGUAACUAUAGUUUUAUGCAUUGUUUAGUUGUCUCCAAUUGA
This is a messenger RNA of Arabis nemorensis, 1095 nucleotides long. The record is from the annotation of a GenBank genome assembly. Lineage: Eukaryota; Viridiplantae; Streptophyta; Magnoliopsida; Brassicales; Brassicaceae.